Molecule: messenger RNA, 2090 nt
Organism: Linum trigynum
Lineage: Eukaryota; Viridiplantae; Streptophyta; Magnoliopsida; Malpighiales; Linaceae
Source: the annotation of a GenBank genome assembly
AAGAAAACGAAACUGCAGAAGGAAGCAUACACAUGAUGCACAUUUCUUAUAGGAACUAGUUUCUUUCUUUGCUUUUGCAAGGAAAGCAUAACUCUCCCGGCCGUCACCUUCAAUUAUCCUUAUUUUUUCCGAUAAUGGGCCGAGUGGAGAUAUAUUCGUCUGUUAAAGUUGCUGGCUCUCCAUAUUCCCAACUUAUCACUUUAAUUUUGCUUCCGUACCAAGCAAAGUAAUCCUUAAUCCUCAGACUCAGUACGAUAAAAUCAUAUCAUCUUGAUCACAUGCAUUCAAGAUUUCCAGACAACCUUACUUCUCCCCUGGGCCGGUCUCUUUCUUCUUUGAUCUGCUUCCCAUCUCCCCACAUAGCUAGAGCGCGCAGGGAGAAGGCCCAAACGCACGUCAUUCAAUGGCAGCGGCGGUGGCAGCGACGAAUUGGGUUGUUGAAGUCAAUGAGCAACUAAAACUCAUGGCGGAUGCUUCAGCAGAGGAAGAGCACUGGAAGAAGCAAUCCAUCUACAGACUUCCUGCCUGUGUGACAGACCUGAACAAGACAGCCUACAGGCCCCAGGCCGUGUCCUUUGGGCCUUACCAUCAUGGCGAGGACCAUCUCCUGCCAAUGGAAGAGCACAAGCAAAGAGCCCUGCUACAUUUCCUGAGGCGGUCCAACAAACCUCUGCAGCUGUUCGUCGAUGCCAUAGCCGAGGUGGUUGCUUCUCUGAAAGAGUCGUAUAACCCUCUGGAGGCGCCCUGGAUCGACGAGGAAGAUGCCACUGCAACUGCAAGCAGCAGCAAGUUCGUAAGGUUGAUGAUAGUCGAUGGCUGUUUCAUGCUCGAAGUUCUGCGCGUUGCUACUCACACAUUGGACGACUACGCACAGAGUGACCCCAUUUUCAGCACUCACGGGAGGAUCUACCUCAUGCCGUAUAUCAAGCGUGACAUGAUGAUGCUCGAGAAUCAGCUGCCGAUGCUCCUUCUCGACAAGCUGCUUGCUGUCGAGUGCGGUGACGCCUGCAAGGACGAGGAAUACGUGAACAAGCUCAUACUGAAGUUCUGUCUUCCAAACACCCCAGUGAUUAAUCUAGGCAAGUGCCUGCACGUGGUCGAUGUGUACCGGAAGUGCCUCAUUCAUCAGGAUGACGAAGCCUUGGGCAUAAGGAGGCGACGGCGCCAACGUCCAACACGAGGCAGCGCUUUCUCGGAAGCCGGAGAUGACAUUGUCCGAUCAGCCAUGGAGCUGAACGAAGCUGGAAUCCGGUUCAAAAAGAGCUCCACCGGAAGCCCGAGAGACAUCACGUUCAAAGGCGGAGUCCUCAAGCUUCCGGUGAUCGAGGUGGACGACUUCACAGAGUCCAUCUACCUGAAUCUGAUAGCCUACGAGCGGUUCCAUGUGGGUGCAGGGAAUGAGGUGACAUCCUACAUCUUUUUCAUGGACAAAAUCAUCGAUGACCAGAGAGAUGUGGCCCUGCUCGUCUCCAACGGGAUCAUCCAGAACGCACUAGGGAGCGAUAAAGCGGUGGCCAAGCUCUUCAACUCGCUCUCUAGGGACACCGCCCUCGAUCCCGAGAGCAGCCUGGAUGUUGUGCACAAGAGAGUGAAUGCUUACUGCAAGAAGGCUUGGAAUGAGUGGCGUGCCAACCUCAUCCACACCUAUUUCAGGAGCCCUUGGGCUAUCCUCUCCCUUGUUGCCGCUUUCUUCCUAUUUGCCCUCACCAUUGCUUCAACAAUCUACACUAUCUACCCCUACUACUAUCCCAGGGAUGAUUCUGAACCUCCACAAUCCUCCCUGCCGCCUAUGCUUUCUCCAAAAUCCCUCUGAAUUGAUCUCUAGCCAGUUCUGUGUUUCACUAUGAUUUCCAGGAGCAAGUGCUAUAGCUUGUUUCCAGUACUCCGCAGCCUGAUUGAACCAUGCCUCCACAAAUGCAUAUCUCCUUGCCGAAUUGCUUAGCGAGUGCACACUAUUAUCUCGUCCUUCCGGCUAUGGACAUUAUUGGCCCCUGCCCAGUCUCUGUUCCUGUUCUUUUUGUUUUUUUGCCUUUUUUUUGGAAUGGAAUGCUUUUGAAGAAGAGGAAGAAGAAUAAAUCAUAUCCUCCCAU